Clonostachys rhizophaga is the source of this 309-nucleotide messenger RNA. NCBI's taxonomy places the organism in Eukaryota, Fungi, Ascomycota, Sordariomycetes, Hypocreales, Bionectriaceae. The record is from the annotation of a GenBank genome assembly.
AUGCCUUUCACAUACCGUCGUCGUGCUCGUGCCACCCCACGAACCACCACCACAACCCGCCCCCGUCGUAGCAUCUUCCCUCGACGCCGAGUUCAUCACACAACUCACACAACCCACACCACUCACGCCCCAGUGGUCGCUCACCACCACCAGAAGCGCCGCCCAUCCUUCAAGGAUAAGGUGAGCGGCGCCUUGCUUAGAAUGAAGGGCUCUCUCACGCACCGCCCAGCUGUCAAGGCUGCUGGCACUCGCAGAAUGCAUGGCACGGACGGACGGGGUUCCCACCGCCCCCGCCGCAGAAUGUUCUAA